AUGAAGACGUUCACCAUUAACUCAUCUAUCAGCGAAGUCAUUAAUUAUGACAAGUUCCGUGGAUUUGGCCAUCUCAUCUUCCCCACCGAAUUCGCCCACAACAUUAAUUCGAUGAAGAUUAAUCAAGUUUCAUCCUUAUUGCCAUACCACAGCAAUAUUUCGCCCACAGAAUCAGUUGAUUUGAUCAAUAAAUUAGUUAAUCGUAUCGAUUCUGGUGAAACCAUAUUUUAUGAAAUUUAUUCUAAAUCAGAAAAAGAAAAAGAUCCACAAAAAGAAAACACAGGUCUUUUCUAUUUCCCAGGAGAGCCUAAUGCACCUUUUGCCGUAAUUUGCGCAAGAGGUGGUUUCCAGUACGUUGGAAGCAUUCAUGAAAGUUUUCCUCAUGCUGACUACCUUAGUCAGCAGGGAUUCAAUGCAUUUGCCUUAGCAUAUAGAACUGGAGGGGCCGAUGAUGCAUGCGAAGAUUUAGCAAAAGCAUUGAAUUUUAUAUUUGAUCAUUCCAAAGAACUUAAUGUAAGCACAAAAGGCUACUCAUUAUGGGGUGGCUCAGCUGGGGCAAGAAUGGCAGCUUACCUCGGCUCUUAUGGCCCUCAGUCAUUUAAUGGGAAGCCAAUUUCUCGUCCAGGUGCUAUCAUAAUGCAAUAUACAGGGCAUACCGACUUCACAAGGAACGAUCCUCCCACAUUUGCUGUGUGUGGUACUAAUGAUGGCAUUGCCAACUAUAGGAUAAUGGAAAGAAGAAUUAAUAAUCUUAAAUCUGCCGGAAUUGAUGCCGAAUUCCUUAAAAUUCCAGGAAUGUCACAUGGAUUUGGCUUAGGUAAAGGCACAAAUGCUGAAGGCUGGAUCGAUAAAGCAAUUGAAUUUUGGAAGAGGCAAUUAUAA
This is a messenger RNA of Trichomonas vaginalis G3, 882 nucleotides long. Its product is annotated as acetylesterase protein. The record is from RefSeq and is a predicted model, not a curated record. The transcript has a single exon. Bases 1 to 882 code for a protein of 293 amino acids. NCBI's taxonomy places the organism in Eukaryota, Parabasalia, Trichomonadida, Trichomonadidae.